AUGUUCUCCGCCGAAGAAGACCUAUCGGCGACCGAAGGCGGCAUCCCAAGCAAGGAAUCCAUUGCCGAGAAAUUCGAGCUUCUGAAGUCCAAAUUCCUCACCAUUCUGGAGCAGCGUUUUUUCGGGAACCUCAAACAUGACUGGUCGAAGUCCGCUGAAGUGGACCCGCAAGACCAAUCGCUGUCGUCUUUCGUCAGCUUGAGUGAUGACAGCGGCAGUUAUCUGAUAAUGGAGGGUAAAAAAAUCUCCUUCGAUUGGUUCCGGAAUGCUCUGGCAAGAAGCGCAUCGGACUCGGAAUCGGAAGCUACUGCCUUACCCGUUGCGGUGGCUAAGCCCAAAGUCAAAAUUGAAACUCCCUUCCAGGUUGGUACUCCUGAGCAGAUGGCGGCCCUGAUGCAAGUAGAAGAUCGUUUCCAUACCCACAAGUCCAGAGCAAGGCAGGGUAUGAGAGGCAGAUUGCUGGUUGAGGAUGUCCCGUUCGAGGAGGAGAUUUUGGGUAUAGAAAAAAAGUAUCCUUCCAAGUUGGCUACGCAGGUGGAUUUGCACUAUCGGAAUGAGAUUUCACACAGACCAAGGAUUCGCAAUUUCGUGCGAAGUGAUUCUAUGCACAAGCUGCGGGAAGCCUCCCGCAAGCAAUUCGAAACGUUCUAUCGGAAGGAGUAUCUGUACGAGCAAAGCAAGUUUUUGAAAGCGGAGAGGCUACAACACAAGAAGUUCGACGAAAGUUUGGAGGAGAUAAGCGAAGCCCUACGGAAAGUCAUGUGGCAGCGGUUCAGCCAAUCGCAGCGGGAGGUAGACAGUCUUAAACCUUGCCUCGACGAGACGGCACGGUUGGAGAAAGAAUUUCGUGACCGGCAACCGGAAAUGGACGCCCUUUGGAACGGGGUGAUCAAGAUGGAGCGUACAUGGGCUGAACGGAUCAAGUGUCAGAACUUUUUGUAUUUGAUUAUGCCAAACCCAUGGCGAAAGGAAUACGAUUGGAUCCAUAGGGAUGAGCAAGGAGAAUUGGAAGGAUAUCCGGAGUCGAUUGCAAACAGGAGUAUUGUGAAUUUAAGGUCUCCGCACGAGAACAAUGACAUAUGGGCGGUGAAGGAAUUUUUCGAGAAAGAGUAUCUGGAAAAGGACAAACCCAUUUAUGCGGUUUUUGAGGAUAGUUCGAGUCUGCUACGGGGAAUAGAUGCACUGGAUGUUAAUUUGAUGACAUUAUUGAGUCGGCUGAACGUACUCAAUUGGGCCGAGACGGAAGCCAAAAAGGAAGCGGAAGACGUUAAGAAGCAUUACGAUCGAAUGAUUGAAAAUUUGCAGUUUGCAAUUCAUGAUUUAACGGAUAGAAAGGUAAGAUGCGAGAAUCGUACGGCUCAGCUGAAAGAUGUUCUGAACAGAUUGGCGAAGGAUCCUCUUUGGGAGUGCGUUGCUAAUGAAAGGACGAGGAACCUCGACACCCUUCUGUACGUUCUCUACAAGAAUCUGUUGCCACGGGAUCAACAGGACAGCGCUUUGAAAUUUUCCGGAACCGAAAGCUUCAGCUAUGUUUUCAACCUUAUCACGCAGCUCUUGACGGAGUUGGACAAAAUCCCUCCGAAAUUCAUCAAAUCUGCGGACAGACAGGUACGAUUUGAGCACAAGCAUAUGAUGAACGAAGCCCGGCGAGCUGCGAAGGAAGAUCAUCGUCAGAGACAGAUGGCCAUCCAGUUGAAGCGUUGUUUGGCUCCUCCGUACGUGCGGCCUCCACGAACCGGCAAGCUGCCAAGGUCAAGACUCAAGAAGAAACCUGCACCGGAAGUGGUAGUUCCAUCGACGGAGACCAAGUUCGAUCGGAUUUUCAGGCUUGGAUUUGGAGAGCAUGCUAUCAUGACCGAGGCGGAGCGCAGAGGUAUGCAGGUGAAUUCGAUCUAUCAGAAUUACAGCUCGGUUCAAUUUGACCAUUUCCUUCGGUCGAUUGGGUACGAGCCGGUCUACGACUUUGUGAGCAAGGUGGAAGAACGCGAUGGACCGGAGACGAAUUUCUUCCAACGAAAGGAGUUGAUUCCGCAUGUGCUGCGCCGCAUGAAGAGGUAUGAUGAGUACCAGGAGAAACUUAAGCAGAAGAUGUUCAAAAGAAUGACAGAAAUUUUGGACAUACAAAUAGACGAUUAAAUUGU
Molecule: messenger RNA, 2141 nt
Organism: Ochlerotatus camptorhynchus
Lineage: Eukaryota; Metazoa; Arthropoda; Insecta; Diptera; Culicidae
Exons: 1
Coding region: 1-2136 (711 amino acids)
Source: RefSeq, a predicted model, not a curated record